AAGCUAGGUCCUGAGUGAGCUGUUUGGAGGAGACAGAUGAGAGUAAAAUGUUUUUUGUUGUUUGUUUUGUGAUUUCUGCUCCCCGUACAUUGAUAGAAAGAUGUUUACUUGAAGCGUACUUAGUGGUUAGCUCCAUUCAAUCAGGAUGUAAGAUACACUCUUGAGAAUGUUGAGAAGCCCAGCUAUCUCUUGGCUAUUGAAUACUUAACACACUGCUGUACUCAUACCUCAUUUAUUAUUGAUCUUAUUUCAACGUCCUAUAUGGGAAAAGGUGCUCCAGUGUAUUUAUUGGGUAUUCAUACAGUAUAAUACUUCCCACAGUAGUUACACUAUGUGUUAAAAUUUUUACACUUCUUUGAGCACUAGUGCAGAUUUGUCUCUAUCGAUUGGGCAAGGAUAAAGCUUGCCCUUCGUUGGUUGUCUUUCACUUUACAAAAUAAGGUAUCACAAAAUAAGUGAUUUUUUAAAUGUGCUUUAGAGAAAGAAGAUUUUGGUUUAAUGAAGUGGUCGAAUUUCAAUUGUAAUAAUGUUGCUAAUAUCGUAGUAGGUAGUUAUUUCUGUUGGAAUCCCUCUGGAUGCAUUUUAGAUAAACAGAUUGGAGCAUUUGAGCCGUUCUUUACCUCACUCUGCACGUUAAAGUGUAAAGAAAAUUCUUAAGUUGUGUAAGAGACUUGGUUGAAAAUGUUUUAAAAUGUCUAAUUUUGAAUGUAUGUUUACAAUAGGUAAAGAGAACGCUUUUCCAAAGAAAAUAACAUAGUUCAGAGGAAAAAUAACAAAAACAAAUUGCUGCAGAUUUUAUUUUACAAUAUGUAAGAAAAUCUACAAUUUCUUCAAGACAGUCAUAUUAAGGUGAUUAACAAUUUAAUGUUUUAUCUUAUUUAAUAAUUAAACAAAAUUAAGUGUUUAAAACAUUUUAAGGCAUUUGUAGUUCUAUUAGUUAUGUGAUAAAGAAAACAAUACUCUAAAGUUGAUAUAGUACACUGUUUUAAAUGUUAAAAUAAGUCCUUAUGACAUUUUGAUAUAUCUCUGUGAACAUAUGGAUAGUUUAUCAUGAACUCUCUUGCCUCUGAUGACUUCAUUUUGGAGACAGAAAACAAUGUGAUAUUUGAAAAAUACAGAAGAGUUUCUAAAAAUUUGUAAUUUUGUUCAUACAUAAAGUGAUUUUGUCCAAUCAAUUGAUACAUAGAAAUGACACCUACUACUGUAGGAUUUUUAUCUGCACCAUUCAAAUGUUAUACUCUUCUGCCUCCUACAGAACUUUAAGGCAAGGAAAAAAAUCUUAGUAAUCUCCUUACUUAAGGAUAGAUUAAGUUGCUUUACAUGGCAGCCUUCUAAAACUUUAAUGAUAAUCUCAUCUUUUGUGCAGUAUAGCCUAAUUUAUUAAACACUCCUAAAUAAAAAUGAGACAAAUGUUUUAUAAAAUUGACAGAUUACUUUGGUUGAUAUACUUAGAAUCUUAUGUUUGAAUGGGAAAUACACCUAUGUAAUUGUAAGAAAUAAUAUUUAGUGACAGCAUCCGACUUUAGGUUCCAUGCUGUCUGUGGAUCCUAAAUAUAGGAUACAUCACUUGAAGUGAAAUAGAUUGAAUCCUUGCUUUCAAAACUAACAUGAAGCUAACAUGACUUUAUUAAUCACUAAGGAAAAAAAUCAGUUGUACAAUUACAAGUAAAUGAUAUUCUGAAAGGAACAAUUUGCUAAAUGUUUAUAUGUGAUUGAUCUUAUCUCUACCAUAUUUAGGAAGCAGUCAUGUUUCCAUGAGUCCAAAACUAUGUGACAAGAGAAUGUAGUAGAGUGAGGCCAGAAGUCCUUACUGGCUCAAAGAACUCCAGGGAAACUGGGAUAGAACAUUUUACAUUAUAAGUAGAACCCCGGGAGCCAGAGGUGGAACACAAGUUUAUCUGCAGAGCUCCGCUGCAGGGCUGAUCUGGGUCUGGAAGAAAUGGAUGAGAGCCACUGGAUGAAAUUCACUAAUACUAGACACCUGAGUCCUCUAGUAAUGUAUAAAUAUCCCAACUAUUGUUUGUUGUCAUUUUGUUCUUUUUCUUCUCUUAUAACCUACAUUUUAACUGGAACGUCAGUGCUACAGUUUUGUUCUUUCGCUUGCUUCUAUCACUUCCCCUGUGGCUCCUCACCUUUACUGUGUCUUAUUAUCCAUUUGAUUUAUUUCCUUUAAUUUAGCCCUUCUUUUACUUAUGUUUUUCACAUAAAGCAUCUAAUUGAGGUUUAUGGUUUGUUUUCUUUUCUUUUGUAAUGAGAUUUGCAUACCUGGUUCUGAGGCAUACUUUCCAUUGCAUUUUUUUUUUUCUCAGAACAACUGACUUUGGCCUAAACAUAUUUAAACUAUUUUAAAACCAUUUCUUUUACAGAGACUUGUGAAUGAACUUUGCUAAGUAUGGAUUCAGGUGGUGGAAGUCUUGGAUUGCACACAUCAGACUGUAGAAUGGCCCAUACCAUGAUUAUGCAGGAUUUUGUGGCUGGAAUGGCUGGUACUGCGCAUAUCGAUGGAGACCAUAUUGUUGUUUCGGUUCCUGAGGCUGUAUUAGUUUCUGAUGUUGUCACAGAUGAUGGGAUAACUCUUGAUCAUGGCCUUGCAGCUGAAGUUGUCCAUGGGCCUGAUAUCAUCACUGAGACUGAUGUAGUAACAGAAGGGGUAAUUGUUCCUGAAGCUGUACUUGAAGCUGAUGUUGCUAUUGAAGAAGAUUUAGAGGAAGAUGAUAGUGAUCAUAUCUUGACUUCUGAGCUAAUUACAGAAACCGUUAGAGUACCUGAGCAGGUUUUUGUGACUGACCUUGUUACUGGUCCUGAUGGACACUUAGAACAUGUGGUCCAAGAUUGUGUUUCAGGAGUUGACUCUCCCACAAUGGUAUCAGAGGAGGUUCUUGUAACUAAUUCAGAUACAGAAACUGUGAUUCAAGCAGCUGGUGGUGUUCCUGGUUCUUCAGUUACUAUUAAAACCGAAGAUGAUGAUGAUGAUGAUGAUGAUGAUGUCAAGAGCACUUCUGAAGACUACUUAAUGAUAUCUUUGGAUGAUGUUGGGGAAAAAUUAGAGCAUAUGGGGAACACACCAUUAAAAAUUGGCAGUGAUGGUUCACAGGAAGACGUUAAAGAAGAUGGAUUUGGUUCAGAAGUAAUAAAAGUGUAUAUAUUUAAAGCUGAGGCUGAAGAUGAUGUUGAAAUAGGUGGAACAGAAAUUGUCACAGAGAGUGAGUACACCAAUGGACAUUCUGUAGCUGGAGUGCUUGACCAGAGUCGAAUGCAGCGGGAGAAGAUGGUUUACAUGGCAGUUAAAGAUUCUUCUCAAGAAGAAGAUGAUAUUAGUUGCGCUGAAAUAGCAGAUGAAGUUUACAUGGAAGUCAUUGUAGGGGAAGAGGAAGGAACUUCUCUCCCUGAGACUCAGCUUGAGGACUCUGAUGUUAAUAAAACAAUUGUCCCUGUUGUCUGGGCUGCGGCAUAUGUGCGUGAAAUUAUAUCUAAUCUAUGGGAGUGGAAGAACUCAACAACAAAAAAGUUUAAUCCAAGGAACAAUGGUCAAAAAGAUGAAAGAAGAGUUUCCCGGAGGUAUGAAGAUUGUCAAGCAUCAGGAAAUACUUUGGACUCAACAUUAGAAAGCAGAAGUAGUACAGCAGCACAGUACCUUCAAAUUUGUGAUAGCAUUAAUACAAAUAAAGUACUUAAACAAAAAGCCAAGAAGAGGAGAAGGGGAGAAACCAGGCAGUGGCAAACAGCUGUUAUAAUAGGCCCUGAUGGACAGCCCCUGACAGUAUACCCUUGCCAUAUUUGCACAAAAAAGUUUAAAUCCAGGGGAUUCUUGAAAAGACACAUGAAGAAUCAUCCUGAUCAUUUGAUGAGAAAAAAAUACCAGUGUACAGAUUGUGACUUCACAACUAACAAGAAAGUGAGUUUCCAUAACCACUUGGAAAGCCAUAAGCUUAUAAACAAAGUUGACAAAACCCAUGAAUUUACAGAAUACACACGAAGAUACAGAGAGGCUAGUCCACUGAGUUCAAAUAAACUUAUAUUAAGAGACAAGGAGCCGAAGAUGCACAAGUGCAAAUACUGUGACUAUGAAACUGCAGAACAAGGACUGUUAAACAGACAUUUACUGGCUGUUCAUAGCAAAAAUUUUCCUCAUGUUUGUGUUGAGUGUGGUAAGGGCUUUCGACAUCCUUCUGAACUCAAAAAACACAUGAGAACCCAUACUGGUGAGAAGCCAUAUCAGUGUCAGUAUUGUGUCUUCAGGUGUGCAGAUCAGUCAAAUCUGAAAACUCACAUUAAAUCUAAACAUGGUAACAAUUUGCCAUAUAAAUGUGAGCAUUGUCCUCAAGCAUUUGGUGAUGAGAGGGAGCUUCAACGCCAUCUGGAUUUGUUUCAAGGACAUAAGACACACCAGUGUCCUCAUUGUGACCAUAAGAGCACCAACUCAAGUGACCUUAAGCGGCACAUCAUAUCUGUCCAUACUAAGGAUUUUCCUCACAAAUGUGAGGUCUGUGAAAAAGGUUUCCAUCGUCCUUCUGAGCUCAAAAAGCAUAGUGAUAUCCAUAAGGGUAGGAAGAUUCAUCAGUGUAGGCACUGUGACUUUAAAACAUCAGAUCCAUUUAUUCUUAGUGGUCAUAUCCUUUCAGUUCAUACUAAGGAUCAGUCAUUGAAGUGUAAAAGGUGCAAGAGAGGGUUCAGGCAACAAAAUGAACUCAAAAAACAUAUGAAGACCCACACUGGAAGGAAGAUUUACCAAUGUGAGUAUUGUGAAUACAGCACUACAGAUGCAUCGGGCUUUAAACGACACGUGAUAUCAAUACAUACAAAAGACUAUCCACACAGGUGUGAAUUCUGCAAGAAGGGAUUCCGAAGACCAUCAGAAAAAAAUCAACAUAUUAUGAGGCACCACAAGGAGGCUCUUAUGUAAUAAGAUCAAUAUAAAGAAAAUAUGAUACACUACAUGGGAUGAAAAUUUCAUGAACUGUUUCAUCUAGUUCCAAAGCUUGAUAGUAAAUCAUAACUUUACAUUCUUUGUAUUAGAGAUCUUGAAAUAUUUGAAAUGACAGGGGAUCUUAUACCCCUUUGAAAAUUACUUAAAGAAUUUAAGAAGCACCAUAGAAUGGUUGCAGAAAAACUCUUAAGUGUCUAUUUAAUAGUAUUAUAUGCAUAAACGACAGAAGGGAAGAGCAAAGACAAUGACUUUAUUGGCUGAUCAUACUAGAGAUCAAUAUUUCUGAAAAGAUCAUACAUAAUUGAGUUUAACAAUGCUUUUCUAUGGCAAGCAAGCCUCACUUUUAUGUGGUUUUAGAAAUGAAGUGGGGAAAUAAAAUUUAGUCAUGCAUCAGUCACUUAGUCAUUGGGCCUUUUUUAUGGUACCUGAAAAUUGAAUUCCAGAAAUGGCAAAAGUUUUAUGUAUCCAUUAAAAGAAAUUCCACUGGAAAACAGCUUAUAUUAAUUCAGUACUAUUAAAAAGAAUUUCAGAGCUGCUAAGAUUUUACCACAGGAUAGGAUGUUUAAAAUAUAGCAUUCUUUCCUGAAGUCUAAAGUGAAGUUUAGGAUUACAGUUCUCUUUUUUCUGAUGUUCAGGUUGAUUUUUCAGUAUGGCAUAUAUGACAAAAGUAUGUUUGAGUCAAAUGUGGCUUUCUAAAACAAAUGCAACAGUAGUGUUGCAAAUAAAGUUAGCACUAUAUUUCUUAAUGAUCUAAAGUUUAAACUGGGAGAACAGUUUUCUUAAAUACUAUGUUUAGAAGUUUCUUUUUAGGGCAGUCUUAGCAAGUAUGAUUGUUCUAUUUGUACUUGCUCUAAUGUUUAAAGGUGCAAUUUUAUGCCAUUAUUGGAAAUUUUGAUUUUUUAAAAUCUAUAUACCAUAUUGUUAACAUGAAUUUUCAAUAUGAUGCAGUAUAUAUGCAGUAUUUAACAAAACACUAUGCUGCCAGUAGAGUUUGGAGGUGGAUAUUCAGUUUACAGUGUAUAAAUUUAAAAUAUGCAUCCCUUUAACAAUGCUUUGUGUUAGCAUGCUGCAAAUCAAAAUGGCGCUUAAUAUAACAAGCUGGUUUAGGGAAAUUUAAUGAAAAUCCUGUUCAUAAAUGUAAUGCAUAUGAUGUGUACUUUUAAGUUAUAGUUGCUUCAUGUUUACACUCAGCUGUUCAACAUAACUAAAAUGUAAUUUUACUUUAUGCGAUAUUGUGACUUUGUGUUUUAAAUAAUGUUCACCUUUCUGUUUUUGCACCAGAUAAGGAUCUGUUCCUUGAGAAUAAAUUUUUUAUCUUUCUUAACUUCAGAAUAUUAAAUUUGGAAAAUCUAAAAUAGUGUGUUAUGUGGCUGUAAAUGAUGUACACGCUGUAAAAUAAGAUUGUCAUUGUUAUGUGGGAUUAUUAUUUCUAAAUGUUACUCAUUAAAAUGAGCAUACAAUAAAAAGCAUUUAUUGCA
This is a messenger RNA of Panthera uncia (snow leopard), 6405 nucleotides long. It is a transcript of the gene ZNF711, whose product is annotated as zinc finger protein 711. Gene Ontology annotation, molecular function: metal ion binding; RNA polymerase II transcription regulatory region sequence-specific DNA binding; DNA-binding transcription factor activity, RNA polymerase II-specific. The coding region runs from base 2393 to 4903 and encodes 836 amino acids. The record is from RefSeq and is a predicted model, not a curated record. The transcript has 9 exons. Gene Ontology annotation, cellular component: nucleus. Gene Ontology annotation, biological process: regulation of transcription by RNA polymerase II. NCBI's taxonomy places the organism in Eukaryota, Metazoa, Chordata, Mammalia, Carnivora, Felidae.